Cyprinodon variegatus (sheepshead minnow) is the source of this 3151-nucleotide messenger RNA. It is a transcript of the gene bmp8a, whose product is annotated as bone morphogenetic protein 8a. The record is from RefSeq and is a predicted model, not a curated record. The transcript has 8 exons. Gene Ontology annotation, molecular function: growth factor activity; cytokine activity. Gene Ontology annotation, cellular component: extracellular region. Lineage: Eukaryota; Metazoa; Chordata; Actinopteri; Cyprinodontiformes; Cyprinodontidae. The coding region runs from base 1614 to 2915 and encodes 433 amino acids. Gene Ontology annotation, biological process: SMAD protein signal transduction.
ACAUUUUUAUAGUUUUAAAAAGCCAGAAGCCAAUGAAAACCUCAGCUCUUCCUGCCUGUCCUGCUCUCUGCAGUUUAAUGCAGCAGAGCCCAGACACGCAGCCAGUCGCCGGACAUUUCUCUGUAAUUGAGGCGUUCAGAGAGCAGAAGAUAACGACUGGAUCGUCACUUCUCUGCUCAGAGAGCAGUUGGUUUGAAACUUUGUCUCUCCGUCCAUUUUCUGCUUUAAAUUCUCCACCAGACUGCGGUUUAAGAGUUGAAACUCUGUCAUGUUUAUGUGAUGGUCUGAGUCCUUCCUCUGCAGCUGUGUGUACAUUCAGGUCUCUGGUUUGCUGUCCGCUCUCCAUCCAUCUUCACCCCUCCUCAGCCUUGGUGGCAGUCCUCCACUGCCUCCUCCCUCUUUUUAAACUUCUGUUGGGUUAUUCUGGUUUCAGGGGCAGACAUUCCCUCUUUUUUUUUUUUAUCUAAUCCUCUCUGUGCUCCACUUCUUCUCCCGGCCUUCACCUCUCCUGAUAAAUCCUCAGGGAGUUGGCAGCGGCUCAAAGUACGGCGGGUAGAACAUUAAUUCCUGGCAUUUCGAGCACUUGCCUUUGGCCUCGGACAAAAAAGAACGACGACCACUUUGGUUUGGUCAGUGUUAUUCGUUCCGCUCAAAGAGACCGCAAGAACCGAGGCCGCUUUGAAGAGAAGAGAGCACAAACAUGAGCGGGCGCAGGGCUGAACCUCUGCUCUAUUUUAAUCAUUUCUUCCCUCAGAGUCCUUCGGGUUUGGACCUCGAGCACGAAUGUUUGCCUUAGACCUGCUGCAGGAAAACUUGUCUGGACUGAUAGAUGAUUCAGGAACCAUUUAAAAAAGUCCGUUAGCAAACAGCUGGUCAACAGAAAUAAAAAGACUCACAGUAAAUCGACCAACACCAGGCUGCCAGAGCAGAAAUGAAAGGAAGCAGCCAAGUGCAGAUGAAGAGAUAGAUGGGUGGCGGCAGGCAGGGGACAGAUGAGGUCUCCUGAAGAGACAGCUGGGAGGGGUGAUGAUGAAGAGGGAGAGAAGUUUAAAGAGUUGAAAGAGGAGGAGGAGGAGGAGAGGUUGGGAAGGAAACUCCCUCCUGCUUGUGACCAGCUGCUCAGGAUUCACUCAGAGCGUCCACAGAGCAGCAGAGAGACUGGAGAGACCCAGAACCUUAAAGCUGAGUGGACCGGGCCCUGGAUCCAAACUCUCCGGAGGGUUCUUCAUCUCUCGCUGCAGGUUUGAGCUCCUUUAUCAAACCUAAUGACAAAGCUCCCAAAUUCCUCUCCAGCACCCACUCAUCACUGAAAUUACUCUCCAUCCUUCACGUUUGCAGCUUCAAAGCCUCCAGCAAUCUUCUAAAGGGGCAUUUUUUUGUCUAUAUCCAAAACACGGCUGGAGGAGCUUGUAAUUAUGCUGACUCUCAUCAACUCUGCUGCUGCGUGACAGAGCUGAGGGAGAGCUGGGUUUUCCUUCUGAUUUCAGAUUAGAGAAGGUGGAAGAGCUGAGGUAAACACAGGCAGCGCUCAUCUAAACACUUGGUCUGUAUUUGUCUGCGGUGGCUGAGCUGCAGCAGGCGUAUCGAACGCUGAGAGCAGAAGAACCAGGCUCAUGGCCUUGGAGAUCUCCCCAACAAUGACCCGGUGUCUGCAGAGCAGAUCCAGGUCCACGCUGCUGCUGCUGCUGCUCCUGCUCACCGUCUCGCUGUGGACCCAGCAGGCCGAGGCUGUGGUCCAUUCCAGCUUCCGACGGCUCAGCGGGCGCGAGAAGAAAGAGAUGCAGAAGGAGAUCCUGAACCUCCUGGGCCUGCCAGGCCGACCCAGACCCCAUCCGCCGCUGAGGCCGCCCUCCUCCGCGCCGCUCUUCAUGCUGGACCUGUACCACGCCAUGUCGGCCGACGAUGAGGAGGAGAUGGUAAACGGACCGGGCCUGGGGAGGUACGGAGCUGCUACACAGGUGAACUACGCAGCGCUGCCCAUCCUCAGCACGCACACCCCGCCGCUCGGGACGGUGGUCAGCGAGGCCGACACGGUGAUGAGCUUCGUCAACCUGGUGGAGCAGGAGCGAAACCUCCUGCAGGUUCGUCCUUACUGGAAGGAGUUUCGCUUCGACCUCACCCCCCUCCCUAAGGGGGAGACAGUGACAGCUGCAGAGUUUCGGAUCUACAAGACGCUGACUGUCGGCCAGAGGGCCAAUCGAACUUUGCACAUCUCUGUUUAUGAGAUCAAAAGGGAAAACAGGAACAGAGAGCCGGAGCUGGUGCUGCUGGACAUGCAGUCGGUUCCUGCGGGACAGGAGGGUUGGCUGGCGUUCGAUGUCACCUCUGCCUCCAACCACUGGCUGCUUCAGCCUCGCAGCAACCUGGGCAUCCGUCUCUACGUAGAAACGGAGGACGAUCGCUCCCUGUCUGCGAGCUGGAUCGGGUUGGUGGGUCGCAGAGGCCCUCGCUCCAAGCAGCCCUUUAUGGUGACCUUCUUCAGGGAGAGCCAGAUCCCGUGUCGGCCGCCGCGAGCCGUCAGGCCCCAUCAGAGGAGGAAGAAAACCAAAUAUGAUCUCCCAAUCCCCACCAUCCACGGUCGUGGUUCGGUGAGCAAAGGUCAGCCCUGCAAAAAACACGAGCUCUACGUCAGCUUCGGUGACCUGGGCUGGAAGGACUGGGUUCUGGCUCCGAACGGAUACUCUGCGUAUUACUGCGACGGCGAGUGCAUUCAUCCGAUGGGCGCCUGCAUGAAUGCAACAAACCACGCCAUCAUCCAGCAAGUGGUCCACCUAAUAAAGCCCGAUGAGGUCCCCUCAGCCUGCUGCGCUCCCAAGAAGCUCAGCUCCAUUUCUGUCCUUUUCUACGACGACAAGAACAACGUGAUCCUGAAGAAGCAUCGCAACAUGGUGGUGAAGACCUGCGGGUGUCUAUGAGAGGAAGCUGAUGCCCGUCCACCAGUUUAAACUGGACUUGAACUCAACGUCCCUGAUGAGGCAGGUCAGCGGAGUGAUUCAGACAAUCUGAGCAGGUUGAACGCUUCUGCAUAGAUUUAACCCUGCGGCUUGGCUUUGUAUCUAUAUUUAAAACAGAUUUAGUUUUCUAUAAGACUGUAAAAAUUUUCUGUACAGAACCUGAUUUGCAAGAGUUAAAUGGGCUGACAUGAAGUAUU